AUGAUUUUUAUUUUUCUAUUGAUAUUAUACCCUUUAAAGGCAUAAUAUUCCUUGAAAAAUAAAGCUUUAAACCAGUCAGCCUUAAUUAUGAAAACAAUAGUUGAAUAAACGGAUAUAGAUGAAUCAGAUUAGAAUUGCCUUACCUUUGGAAUUUGGUCCAAAUAUAGUCCAUUAGGUAAUGCAACUUUGAAGAAUGCAUAUGGAAUAUUUGACAGUAAUUGCUUUUAAUUAAUUAAUUCUGUCGAUAAUGAAACAUAAAGUCUAAAUUUUAUUUACUAUGAUUGUCUUGAUGAUACGACAAAAGAGAUUAAAAAAUUCAUCUAAAUAGGAUUUUCUUAAACUGAAUAGUUUAUAUUCUCAAAAUAAAUAGAACCCUCAUAAUAUGAUGAUAUUUGGUUCUUUUUUUAAAUUAUAAGUUAUAUAUCUAAAAAGAAAGUAGAAUUAGCAAUUUACUCUUAAUUAAAUUAAAUUUUAAAAGAAACUAUAGAACUUGCUAUGCCUAAUAGAGAUUAAAAAUUAAUAUUAACUUUUGGAGGAAGUUUAAAAGUAGAUAAUUCAAAUAUCCCAUAAAUUGAAUAAGGAAGGAUAUUUUCAAUUUAUCCAGGUUAGAUAAUAGUAUAUAACAAUGAGAUGAAAAGAAUAUCUAUAGAUUUUGAUUAUUGGUCUAAAAUUACUCAAUAUUUUUAAAGGAUUGAAACUUGUUAAUGUGAUUGGGAUAAAAAAAAUAUAAAUUAAGAUUCUCAUUUAAUUUCUCUUGAUUAAUUGACUAAUGUUUCAAUGAAAAUUAAUUGUAAUACUUAUACUAUAGCUGGAUGGUUAUAGAUAUCUAAUAUUUAUCAAACCUCAGAAGAGUUUACUUAUUAAUUUAUGAAAAUAAGUACAAUCUUAGAUGGUUUAUAAAAUGAAAAUUUAGCUACAUUUUAACUAUUUUAUCAUAUCUCACCUAUUCAAAAUAAAAUAAUAAUUACAACAUAUAAAUAUGAUUUUCCUUCUGUUACUUAAGACUUUUCAAAUAAUCCAUUUCUAAUUAGAAGGGAAUUACCUAUUUAUAAUUCGAUUACUUCAUGGCAAUAUAUAUUAAUAAAUUUGUAGGAAAGUGUAUUAGAAUUUUCAAUAAUAUUUUAUGAGGGUCAAUAUACUUAAUCAUAUGAAACAACAAUUGAUAUAAAGUAAUUUGAUAAUUAUUAAUUAAAAAUAACUUAUGGAAAUAUUUAAUAAUCAAAUUUAAAUUACAUAGAUGUAAUAGUAAGAAAUUUGUUAUUUAAUAAUUGUAUGCAAGAUUUAAAAUAAUACAAAUGUCAUUAUAGUUGUUAAGAAUGUGAUGGUCCUAAUAAAUAUGAUUGUUUAAAUUGUUCUGAGGAAUCAAAUAGAAUAUACAUACCAGAAUAUAAAAAAUGUGUUUGUCCAAAAGAUUCAAUUGAUGAAUAUUAAUAAUGCAUUAAUUUUAGGGACUAAAAUCUAUAAUUAAAUGUUAGACAAAGAAAAAAAACAAAAUGUAAAUUUGGUUAUUUUGAAAUAGAUGGAGAAUGUAUUAAAUGGUAAAUAUAAUUCUAUUAUUUAUAGUCCUUCAAUGAUCUAUAAUAAUUUAGUAACUUGCUUUGAAUGUUAUUUUUUGUUAUCUACAUGGUAAGAAUAUCCAUACUGCGACAUUAUUUAAGAACUAACAACAAUAUCAACAAAUGAAAAAUUUCCUGGUAUGAGAAAUUUUUUUUUUUUUGAUGGUUCUGAUUUAAUUUCUGCUUAUGAUCCUAUGGAAUGGUAGAAUAGUAUUCAAGAUGAAUAUGGUCUUUAUGAGCAGUUUAAGUUACAUAUUAAAAGUUUCUAAUCUUUUUGUAAUUCUGCAGAACUUACUACUUAUGAUGAGAGUUCUUGUUAUCCUUGUAGACAUAUAGAAUGUGAAGUUUGUGGUGUAACUAUAGAUAAUAAUUUCAUUUGCUUAUAAUGUAAAUAUAAGUAUGUUCUUUUUAAUGGCACAUGUAUCUAUAAAGUUUAAGAUUUUAAUUAUUCAUAAUGUUAACCUCCAUAUUAUCCAUCAUUUGCUAAGAAAUGUAGUCUAUGCACAAUAGAGAAUUGUCUUUAUUGUUUUGAAUAUCAAGUAGAUUAUGAAUUCGUAAUUAACCUAAAUUAACAAUAUAUAUUAUAUUAAGUGUAUAAUCCAAAAAUUGGUUGUAUGUUAUGUGAAAAAGAUUUUAAUUUUGAUUUCAAUCUUGGAAUAUGUGUAAAAAAGGCUUCAAAGAUAGAAAAUUGUAUAACUUCAUAUACGAAUGUAACAAAUGAAGAAAUAUGUUUAACAUCUUCUUUAGAUAAUUUUAAAAUUUCAACAGAAAUUACUCUUUGUAAUUAAUACAUAUUAUAUUGUUCAUUAUGUUUUUUAGAUAGAAAAUAAUAGAUAAAAUGCAUAACAUGUGAAUCUGGAUAUAUAUUAUAAGAUGGAUCAUGUUAUGAAAGUUAAGAAUAAAAUCCUAAUUAUUUAAAUUAAUAUUGGAAUUUAAAAAUAGAAAGCUUUUUGAUAAGCAUUUUUAAUUAUGAAUAGAAUAAUGAUAAUACUAAUAACUUAACUCCAUGUGGAUAUUAUUGUUAAUCUUGUAAAUACUCAUUAGGAGAACAUUCUUGUUUUAAAUGUUAAAUACCAAGUAUAUCAUUUUAAGUAAAUACUCCAAAUUAAAUGUGUUAAAUAUGUUCCCCACUUUGUUAAGUGUGCAUAAAACGUGAUGAAAUACCAACACUGGUAAAUAUAUAUUUAUGAUAAUCAGAUAAUGGCUCCUUUACUUGAUAUUGCAAAUAUUAAUCCUAUCUAUACAGCAGAAUGUAUUAUUCCUUAUAUGGAUCCAAAUAUAGAUUACGACCCUUAUUCGAAAAUGGUUUAAUAUUGUUUAUAAGGAGAUUGUGAUAAUGAACUAACUUAUGAAUUUAUUGAAUAUAGUUGUUUUUUUAAUAGAUUUCCUAGAAACUUAAAUUAUUAAGGAAUUAAUACAGAAUAUUUGAAUAGUAUUGGAGCUGUUUCUAUGACAAUAAUUAUUAGAAUAGAAAUAGAAGAUGAAUCAUGUAUUCUAUUCCCUUCAAUAGUUACUCAAGCUUCUUUAAAAUUUCAUGUAUUUACUUUAUAGACAAUUAAUUUAAAAUUAUUAACAACUUAUCCUUUUUACUUAUAUAUUUUCAACUCUUUGUUUUUUGAAGAAUAUGACUCAUUUACAAUGAUUGAUUAUGGUAUUGUUUUCCCAAAUUUUGAAUAGUUUGAUCUUAAUAUCAGCAACAGCUAUAAUUAAGUAAAUAUAACAUUAAUAAAUAUAACUUUGAAGGAUAGUUCAAUUAAGAAUAUUUAAUCUUUAUUUAAAACUUCUAAAUUUGGUUAUAUAGAUUUAUAAAAUGUAUCAAUAAUUAAUUCUCAAUUUAUUAAUUCAUCACUUUUUAACUUUAAAAUUAGUAGCUUAAUGGGGGAUAUAAAAAUUAAUCAAUUAUACAUAUAAAAUUGUACUUUUAUAAAUUCAAUUUUAUUUGAAUUUUCUUAUGUAUUAAAUCCAAUUCAAUUCAUAAAUCUGACUAUUGAUUAAUGCUAAUUAUAAAAUUCAUCUAUUUUUUAUUUUAGAGCUAAUAAUCCUUUGGAUAUUAAGAUUUUUAUACUAAGUGCAUCAAUUUUUAGAAAUAAUUUUAUAAGGUCUUAUUUUUUUUAUUGUUCAUAAUAAGUUGAUGUUAUUUCUAGCAAUUUGAUCCUUGAUAAUAAUUAAUUAUUAGAUUCUAUUAUUUUUGGAUUUAGUUCUGGUUUAUAGUCAUCUAAUAUUGAAAUAUCAAAUAAUAUAUUUAUUGAAUCAUCAUUUAUGUCAACAAUUUAAAUGACAAAUCAACAAUUUGCAUCUUGUACAAUGAUUAAUUUUAUCAUAAGAAAUAAUAAAUUACAAAGUUCAAAUUUAUUUAAAUUUUUUUCAUAAUUUUAGUCAAGUGAUUUAUUUGUAAAGAUUAAUGAUGUAAUUAUUGAAUUUAAUGAUGGAUUUAUUAUAAAUAAUGUAGAUUAGAUAAGUUAUAUAUUUAAUAUCAAUGCAAAGAUAAUUAUUUUGAACAAAUUUUUAAUCAAUUCAAAUAAAAAAAUACAUACUCUUUAUCUUUAUGAUAUCAAUGAUAUACAACUUGAAAAUUUUAAUUUUGAGAAUUCUGAAAUAGAAGAAAAGAUAUCUGUAAAAACUGAUUGUUUAAAAAAUCUUAAUUUUUAAAACUAAAUAUUCUAAAUAGUUGGUUUUAAUAAAGUAUCUAUUUCUUAUUUUAAAAUAAAAUAGAUAUAAAGUAUAGAUGAAUCAAUAAUUAAAAUCAUGUCUAGUAGUUAAUAUUACUAAGAUUAAGUAGGAUAAAUUAAAAUAUUUAAUUUAGAAUUUUAUGGAAAUCUCUUACAAUCUCUAAAUUCAAUCAAUUAUUUUUCACUUAUUACAAUUAUUUCUGAUAAAACCUUGGAUAUUGUAAUUAAAAAUUUAGUUUAUCAAAAUAAUAUCAUGCAUGUAUAUUAUGAAAAUUCUCUAAAAGAUUCAGCUGCAUUAUUGUAUAUCUCAACAUUAGCAAGUACAAUCAAUAUAGAAAAUUUAUAAUGCAAAUAAAAUGCAAUGACUAAUUCAUCCAAUUCUUUUAUUUAUAUUGCAACAAAAUCUUUAAUAAUAAAUAAUCUAUAUGUAAAAUAUCAUAAUAUACUACCUAUAAAUAUUUGGAAUUACUAUUAUAAUUUAAUACCAAUGAAUUAGGAAUAGAUUUAAUCUUUAAUUAUGUAGAUAUUUUAAAUAAAAACUAUUGGAGGAGCAGCAUAUAUCUAAUCAUCUAAUUUUUCAUGUAUCAAUUCGACUUUUGAAGAAAUAAUGGCUGUGAAAAGUUCUGUUUUUGAUAUUGUAACUUCAAGUGAUGGAAUAAUUAUGAUAUAAAAUCUAUCGGUUUAUAAAACAAGAACCAACUUUUAAGAAAGAAUUGAAAAUACAGGAUGCUUAAGUAUUAAUGCUUAAAAUAGUUUAUUAAAUCUUACAAUUCAAAAUGCUAAAUUUUAGAACAUUCUUAAUAGAAUGUCAUCAUCAAUACUAACAAUAAAUCCUUCAUUAUUAUAAAAUAAAAUGAUAUUCUAAAAUAUGUUAAUUAUUGAUUGUGUUUCAUUAAAAAAUUAGAUUGUUAAAAUUUAGUUUAUUUCUUAAAUUAAUAAAUAAAAUUAAAUUGUAUUUAUAAAUUUAAUAGUUUACUAAAAUUAAGAGUCUUGGAUAAAUUUAUUUUAGUAUAUUGGAGAAUUGUCUGAUUCUGAAAUUUUAGAAAUUACUGGAAAUGAUAAUACUAUGAUUUAUUUAGAAAAUUGUGAUCUUUCUAUAGAGGAUUUUUAUAUUGAAGGAAUGCUUUUUUCUAGUGUAUUUCAGUUAAAUAACAUAAAUACUUUAAAAUUUUUUAAUUGCACAUUUUAAAAUAUUUUGAAUAUUUACACAUAAAAUUUAAUUGAAAUUACUUAAACCUCUUAAUAGAAAUAUUUUGUAUUCUUAAACUCAUUAAAUUUCUAAAAUGGAUCUAUGUAUCUUGUCAAUAAUUAGCUAAAUUACGAAUACUAAUAACACUAAACAAAUUAUUUCAUAUCUGGAUGUUUUAUAAUGAGUUUUUCUGUUGAAUUUAUAUAGAAAAAUUAUUUUUACAGCAAUUUAAUAAAGCUUUUAUAAUAAAAACAAAAGCAAACUUCAAUAGUAUAUAUUAGGAGUGAGUCAAACUUAACUGUUUUAGUUUUUGAUACUAUCAUGUUUUAAAACAAUAAUUAUUCAAUUAUUUAAUAGGGAAUCAUACAUUUUGAUGAAAUCUAUUUUAAGAUAUUCCGAAUUUCUAAAUUUGAUUGUAAUUUGAAUUAUAUAAAGAAAUUUGGAUGUUUAAAUAUUGUUGGAAAUUAAAAUGCAUCACACUUAAUUCAUAUUAAGAAUUCAAAUUUUAUUUAAAAUAUUGGAACUUAAGGAGUUGCAAUAAAAUGUAGUGAUGUUCAUUUAAAGUUAAAUUAAUGUAAAAUUAUUUCUAACUUUGCAUUUACUUAAGGUGGAGGUAUGUAUUUGCUACUAAAUACUAAAUAAUUAUUUAUUUAAAAUACAAUCAUAAUUGAAAAUUAGGCGUAAGAAGGAGGAGGAAUUUAUUUUGAACAGGAUAAUGAUAUCUCCAUUAAAAGUAUUACUUCUACUUUUAUAUUAUUCAAUAAAGCUUAAGUAUAUGGAAAUAAUUUAGUGGAAAACCCUAAUUAUUUGCAAUUAUUCAUUAAUUCAAAAGCAAUGCCUGCUGUUGAUCUAAAAAUGAAUAAUAUUUCAACUAGUAUCCUAAAGAUAACACCAUAUAAAGUUAUAGAAUAAGGAAUAUCAAAAUUAACUGAUAUACUUAUGAUUCCUAGUACAUAGGUUAUCGAUACAUAUUAAUUAUUUGUUCUCUAAAAGGCUGCAUAUUUACCUUACAUAAAAAGUCUGAACAUUUUUUUCAAAAAUAGCAAAGGAGAAUUACUCUAUAAUAUUUAUAAUUCAACUUGUGAAGUAUCAGAUUUCAUCGUAACAAAUGACAAUUAAGAAAAAUAAGGAUAUAUUAAAAAUUCAGUGUUAUUAUAUUAGACUAUGUAUAAUAAUUUUGAAUUGAAUACCUUAUCCUUUCGGCUUGAUCCAUAUUAACAAAACUACAAUCAUUUAUCAAUUUAAAUAUUUUGUAAGACUUAAAAAUCUCAGUAAGGUUUAAAAUAUAUCAUUAAUGCAAAAAGCUUUAAAUGUUAGUUAGGAGAAUUCUAUAUUGAAAGUGGUUGUUAGAUUUGCAAAUCUAGUUAAGGAUUUUACAGUGUUACUUAUGAUGCUAUUAAAUGUUCGGUCUUUGAUAAAACUAAAUUUUAAAACAUUACUUCUAAUAUGAUAGAUUUAAAAUAAGGUUAUUGGAGACCUGAUUAUUUAUCUGAUUUUACAGAGGAAUGUUAUAAGAAUACUGAAUUUUGUUUAGGAGGAUGGAGAGUUGGAGAUGAUACCUGUAAAAUGGGACAUGUUGGUGCUUUAUGUGAAAUGUGUGAUGUAUAUAAUAUAAGAGGAGAAGGAUAAUUUUUCAAAAAUUAAUAAAAUUAAUUAUGUGUUUCAUGUUCUAGUGAAGAGAGUAGCAUCCUUCCAUUUUUACUAGCUUUAUUUUAGUAUAAUAUAUUAAUAAAUUUAGGGCAUUAUUAUCUAUAACAUUAUCGUUGA
This is a messenger RNA of Paramecium pentaurelia, 7181 nucleotides long. Lineage: Eukaryota; Ciliophora; Oligohymenophorea; Peniculida; Parameciidae. The record is from the annotation of a GenBank genome assembly.